CUAACAGAGAGCUACAUCCCAACUGUUCUCCAGCAAAAAUCAAGCCGACCUCUCCUACCUGUCCCACCCGAAGAAUAUCACCCUAUUUGGACAAGAUGCUAGCUAAAUUCGGCCUGUUCGCUAUCUUCCUAGUCCUGGGGACUUCUGCCUUCGACACCGAACCAGAGGAAUCCUCUCCUCGCCGUGCACGCUUCUCCUCCAACAGCCCCUGUAAGUACCGUUGGUUAGCCUAAUGUGCAAAAAACAAUGCAAACUGCAGUUCUCAUCCAAAAAGGCUGUAGAUAUAGAGUGCAUUGUGUUCAAGCACAAGAGUUGGGUAUGAAAGUUGCCUCUUCUGAUCAAACCUUCCUAAAAUAGUUGCAUUCCCAUGAAUAGAGAAAUAGGCACAUUCUUAAAUGUGCGUGAGUGUAGCCCACUACAGCCUAUGUCAAUUGCUGAAGUUUGAUGUGUUUCCCCCCCCCCUUUCCAGCGGAAGUGGCUGGGUGUUUGAGUGGUGCUGUAGCCGUGGGAUGUGGACCAUUUGCCUGCCUGGAGAAUUCUACCUGUGACACGGAUGGCAUGCACGAUAUCUGCCAACUGUUCCUCCACACCGCAGCUACCUUCAACACACAGGUAAUCUAUACACACACACACACACACACUUUUUUGACAACCCACUGCAGUGUCUCUAACCCUGUGUGUGUGUGUGUGUGUGUGUGUGUGUGUGUGUGCAGGGUAAGACAUUUGUAAAGGACAGUCUGAGGUGUAUUGCCAAUGGCGUCACGUCUAAAGUGUUCCAGACCAUCAGGCGCUGUGGAAUCUUCCAGAGGAUGAUCUCUGAGGUCAGUCACUGGCUUUAUUAUUAGAGAUUUACAACAUAUCAGCCGUCAUACCUUCCUAUUGGCGCCAAAACUAUCCCAAAUAACCUCUACUGUGUGGUAGGAUGAAGUGCUAGUUUCUGAGAGUUAAAAUGAUUGUGUGUGCAUAGGUCCAGGAGGAGUGUUACAGUAGGCUGGACAUCUGUGGUGUGGCUCGCUCCAACCCUGAGGCCAUUGGAGAGGUGGUACAGGUACCUGCACACUUCCCCAACAGGUGAGUCAGUCAAAUCAAAUCAAAUUUUAUUGGCCACAUGCGCCGAAUACAACAGGUGUAGACAUUACAGUGAAAUGCUUACUUACAGCCCUUAACCAACAGUGCAUUUAUUUUAAAUAAAAAAGUAAAAUAAAACAACAACAAAAAAGUGUUGAGAAAAAAAGAGCAGAAGUAAAAUAAAAUAACAGUAAGGAGGCUAUAUAUACAGGGGGGUACCGGUGCAGAGUCAAUGUGCGGGGGCACCGGCUAGUUGAGGUAGUUUAAGUAAUAUGUACAUGUGGGUAGAGUUAAAGUGACUAUGCAUAAAUAAUGAACAGAGUAGCAGCAGCGUAAAAAGAUGGGGUGGGGGGUCGGGUGGGGGGCAGUGCAAAUAGUCUGGGUAGCCAUGAUUAGCUGUUCAGGAGUCUUAUGGCUUGGGGGUAGAAGCUGUUGAGAAGUAUUUUGGACCUAGACUUGGCACUCCGGUACCGCUUGCCGUGCGGUAGCAGAGAGAACAGUCUAUGACUAAGGUGGCUGGAGUCUUUGACAAUUUUGAGGGCCUUCCUCUGACACCGCCUGGUAUAGAGGUCCUGGAUGGCAGGAAGCUUGGCCCCAGUGAUGUACUGGGCCGUACGCACUACCCUCUGUAGUGCCUUGCGGUCGAAGGCCAAGCAGUUGCCAUACCAGGCGGUGAUGCAACCAGUCAGGAUGCUCUCGAUGGUGCAGCUGUAUAAUUUUUUGAGGAUCUGAGGACCCAUGCUAAAUCUUUUCAGUCUCCUGAGGGGGAAUAGGCUUUGUCGUGCCCUCUUCACGACUGUCUUGGUGUGUUUGGACCAUGAUAGUUCGUUGGUGAUGUGGACACCAAGGAACUUGAAGCUCUCAACCUGUUCCACUACAGCCCCGUCGAUGAGAAUGGGGGCGUGCUCAGUCCUCUUUUUUUUCCUGUAGUCCACAAUCAUCUCCUUUGUCUUGGUCAUGUUGAGGGAGAGGUUGUUAUCCUGGCACCACACGGCCAGGUCUCUGACCUCCUCCCUAUAGGCUGUCUCAUCGUUGUCGGUGAUCAGGCCUACCACUGUUGUGUCGUCGGCAAACUUAAUGAUGGUGUUGGAGUCGUGCCUGGCCAUGCAGUCAUGGGUGAACAGGGAGUACAGGAGGGGACUGAGCACGCACCCCUGAGGGGUCCCCGUGUUGAGGAUCAGUGUGGCAGAUGUGUUGUUACCUACCCUUACCACCUGGGGGUGGCCCGUCAGGUGUUAAGUGUGUGUGUGUGUGCAUGCGUGUGUGUGUGUGUGUGUGCGUGCGUGCGUGUGUGUGUGCGUGUGUGUGUGUGUGAGUGAGAGUGACUAAUGCGAUGUGUGUGUGAUAACGGUGAGUCUGUAUUCCAGGUACUACAGCACUCUGCUUCAGUCCCUGCUGGCCUGUGAUCAGGAGACAGUGGCGGUUGUCAGGGCAGGGCUUGUUUCAAGGCUGGGGCCAGACAUGGAGACCCUCUUCCAGCUGCUGCAGAACAAGCCCUGCCCCCACGAUUCUAACCAGGGUGUUAACUCCUCCCCUCCCGGCUGGCGCAUGGGGUCUCCCCCCUCCUUCAAGAUCCAGCCCAGUAUGAGAGGAAGAGACCCCACCCACCUGUUUGCUAGGAAACGCUCUCUGGAGGAGUCGGAUAGAGAGAUGGAGUAGAGAGGACACACACACUCACACCACAGCUACCUUAAACACAUAAACACUCUCAUUUAAAAAAAAACAUUUGAGUCAUUUAGCAGACACUCUUAUCCAGAGUGACUUACAGUUAGUGAGUGCAUACAUUUUCAUACUGGCCCCCCGUGGGAAACGAACCCACAACCCUGGCGUUGCAAGCGCCAUGCUCUACCAACUGAGCUACAGGGGGCACUCACACUCAUGAAUGCUUCAACUGUCUAUGUAUGCUGACACACACAUAUUUUCACAUGCAAAGUGAUUAAGGGUAAAUGAUUAAGGGAAGUUUGGGGCUGUUGUAAUGUAGUAGUUGAUUUGGGGAAGCGUCUAUCUAACUGCUGUUGAAAGUAUUUCUGUGUUGGCUGAUACUUGAUGAGAGGGAGAUGAAACUUGUUACCUGGACUUUGAAUGUGGAGGAUUAUAUCUGCUCAGAAUAGCCUCAACUAAACCUAGAGAGCUGAUAAUUUAAUGUUAACAAUUUAAACAUUUCAAAGGCCAUCUAGAAAACGAACCGUCACUGUAGUUCCAUCUGAUUUCAACAUGGCACUACAGCCAUAACAUCCCAGUUUUGACCAGUGAUUAACAAGACAAUCCUAUUUAAAAAGAGCUAUGGGCAUAUUAUUAUAGAUAUUUAUUUUCUGACAGAAUGUUUAUUUAUGAUGUUGAUGUUGUAUUAUGUCUUUAGUUGUAACUUGUGUGAUUGGUUUAAGUUGUCGGCAGUGGGCGGGGUUUGACAUCUUGAUGUGACGUCACUUUCUGAUGCCGUACUGUAUGCCGCUCUAUGAGGAUGUCACCACCCCCUCAGAGGGACAUGUCAACGCAACGCGCUGGUCGUGGGGCUCACCGCAUCCUUCUCUGUCUCUGUCUGUGUUAAUGUUAGAGUCUUAUACUGUGUAAGAUGUGGUUAGAUCAUAUAUGAUUUGCAAUCCUGUGUGUAAGAGAAUGUGUGUGUGCUAGGCUUGUUGAGUCUGGUACUCUACACUAUGUGGGCUUGGGGUAAUUCUCUCUGCUACAAAUAAAUGUUGGAACCUUCAUAAUUUUGUCUAUGGUGAUUUGUGUCGAGACUAGUGAUUAAACGAUCACAGUUUCACACAUCGAUGAUCUUAAAUCAUUUGCAUUGGUGUUAGAGUGUGAGGUUAAAGUAUUUUGGAAGUUUAUACUGUCAUUUCCAUCCACUGGGUGGCAGUAUACUCCUAUGGAUGAUCCCUGGCCAGGGGCUGUGCUUCCUCAGUACAGUCUUACUCUACAACAAGAUUAUCUCUGGUACAAAUCUCCAGUCCCAGCCAAACUCCCCAGGCCUAUGACUUUACCAGACCUCUGUACAUACAGCCAGAACCAGCAUUCUAAAUCACAGGCCUGUAAGCCCUCCUACGUUCUUCUUACCACUUUCUCACAGUUAGUUUCUAUGCUUUCCAAACUCAUCUGUUAGAAGUCUAUCUGACAGACCAGCCCUAAGUGGUUCAAAACAUCCCGAAUUGAGGUAAUGAUAAUAACUCUCCCUAAUCAAUCAAUAUGAUCAGUUAUGAGGUUGUUGGCCCAGACAGUUUGAAAGGGAAGGGAGGAGAGGUGUACAAUAGGAAAUGAUCUAUACUGCUAAUGGCUCCCUAAGUGUUCAGUAAUGACAUAGAAUACAUUAUUUAUCUCUCUGUCUCUCAGGAGUACAUUUGGUAACAUUUACCUGUUUCAACUGCUUCAGAAAGAAACGAUGCUAUACUAAAAAGUUAUGUUUCUAAAAUGGCGGUUUGGGUCACAGCUGAUCCAUUCCUUCUAGGUCGUUAUUAGGGUCAGAAACAGAAACAGUGGUGGUUGUGGUUAUUGGGUGGGUCGCAGCAGGGAAUUUUGGAAGGCUUUAGAUGGGUCACAGUACAAAAUAGUCUGGGAACCAGUGGUAAUGAGGUACUCAGUGCUGACUCUGUCUGUCUCUCACACACACACACAAUAGCUAGUGUUGGCUAUUCAGCAUGAUAAAUCCAUUGGGGUGGGGGCAGGGUAAAAUGUCAGUUGAGGUGACAAAACAAAUAAUACAUGUCCAAAGGGGGAGCAGGAAGUCUGGGGGGGGACAGGGGGAGUAGGUAGCUGACUAGUGGUGGCUAUUCAGCAGCCUGAUGAUGUGGGGGUAGAAAAUAUUGACCAGUCUUUCAUUUACAUUUUAGUCAUUUAGCAGACGCUCUUAUCCAGAGCGACUUACAGUUAGUGAAUACAUAUAUUUUUUUAUACUGGCCCCCCGUGGGAAUUGAACCCACAACCCUGGCGUUGCAAACGCCAUGCUCUAUCAACUGAGCUACAUCCCUGCCGGCCAUUCCCUCCCCUACCCUGGACGACGCUGGGCCAAUUGUGCGCCGCCCCAUGGGUCUCCCGGUCGCGGCCGGCUACAACAGAGCCUGGAUUCGAACCAGGAUCUCUAGUGGCACAGUUAGCACUGCAAUGCAGUGCCUUAGACCACUGCGCCACUCAGGAGUCUGCAGUUUUUGCCAUGAUGCUCUUAUACUGCUCCUAUACUUAGUGAUGGAAGCGGGGAGAACAGGGCAUGGCUCGGUGGCUGGGCUCCCUGAUGAUCUUCUUGGCCUUCCUAUGACACAGGCAGUGUGCACCCAAUGAUGUGUUCGGCUGAGCGUACCACCCUCUGUAGCACCUUGCGGUCAGCGGCGGUGGAGUUGCCGUACCAGGCUGUGAUGCAGCCCGACAGUAUGCUCUCGAUGGUGCUCCUGUAGAACACCGUGAGGGCCCUCGGGGACAGGCCGGACUUCUUCAGCAUCCUGAGGUUGAAGAGUCGCUGUCGUGCUUUAUUCACCACGGUGUCCGUGUGGUUUGACCAUUUCAGCUCCUCUGAGAUGUGUACGCUGAGGAACUUGACACCGUUGCUAGCCACCCUGUGAAUAAAUCUUCAGCAUUUUUACAAAAGGCUGAGAACCCUGAUAGCCCCUGUGUUUCUCCAGGCUGAUCCUCUGCUAGCUCCUACAGGUGUUGAAAACAGCACCACACUGGAUGCCAGUGACUCUGACACCCCUCUGAACAAUCUGUCCCUGGUGGAAACUGCAGCCCCAUUAUGGCUCCUCACACCCUGUAACGGCAGCUCAUGGCCCAUUAACCCCAAUAGUGUCCACAUACAGCCAGGAGAGCACUUAAUGGAGAGGGGUGGCAGGGGUGGGGUGUUUGCAUUAACACCUUGGUGGGGGACAUUCAUUGCCGUCAUUGUGUGCAUUUGUUUGUGGUGGUCAACAUAUAGGGCAGAUGGCUGUGCUAACAGCCCUCAUUUCCAGGAAUACAAGCAGCCCUGAGAAAACACACUCCUCAACGCGUUUAGACAAGCCAAGAUUUACACAGUGACUCAGGGAGAGCUCAGGGAAGUUAACACUAUUCAGGGUAAUCAGGUUAGAAUAGGCUACUUCAAAUAUAGAGAGAGAAUGGGUGGGGUGCUUUAUCCUUAAGCCUUGGGAGAAGUUUAUUGAAAAUUCCUGAAACUGAAAUAAUAAGGAUAGGAUCCAUAUGAAAUGGUUUUAUUCAACACAGUUACCGGUAGUUAUGAGCUGUGAACUACAGCCCCGUCGAUGAGAAUGGGGGCGUGCUCAGUCCUCUUUUUUUUCCUGUAGUCCACAAUCAUCUCCUUUGUCUUGGUCAUGUUGAGGGAGAGGUUGUUAUCCUGGCACCACACGGCCAGGUCUCUGACCUCCUCCCUAUAGGCUGUCUCAUCGUUGUCGGUGAUCAGGCCUACCACUGUUGUGUCGUCGGCAAACUUAAUGAUGGUGUUGGAGUCGUGCCUGGCCAUGCAGUCAUGGGUGAACAGGGAGUACAGGAGGGGACUGAGCACGCACCCCUGAGGGGCCCCCGUGUUGAGGAUCAGUGUGGCAGAUGUGUUGUUACCUACCCUUACCACCUGGGGGCAGCCCGUCAGGUGGUAAGUGUGUGUGUGUGUGUGUGUGUGUGUGUGUGUGUGUGUGUGUGUGUGUGUGUGUGUGUGUGUGUGUGUGUGUGUGUGUGUGUGUGUGUGUGUGUGUGUGUGUGUGUGUGUGUGUGUGUGUGUGUGUGUGUGUGCUCGUGCGUGCGUGCGUGCGUGCGUGCGUGCGUGCGUGCGUGCGUGUGUGUGUGUGUGUGUGUGUGUGUGUGUGUGUGUGUGUGUGUGUGUGUGUGUGUGAGUGAGUGAGAGUGACUAAUGCGAUGUGUGUGUCAUAACGGUGAGUCUGUAUUCCAGGUACUACAGCACUCUGCUCCAGUCCCUGCUGGCCUGUGAUCAGGAGACAGUGGCGGUUGUCAGGGCAGGGCUUGUUUCAAGGCUGGGGCCAGACAUGGAGACCCUCUUCCAGCUGCUGCAGAACAAGCCCUGCCCCCAGGAUUCUAACCAGGGUGUUAACUCCUCCCCUCCCGGCUGGCGCAUGGGGUCUCCCCCCUCCUUCAAGAUCCAGCCCAGCAUGAGAGGAAGAGACCCCACCCACCUGUUUGCUAGGAAACGUUCUCUGGAGGAGUCGGAUAGAGAGAUGGAGUAG
Coregonus sp. 'balchen' is the source of this 7223-nucleotide messenger RNA. The record is from the annotation of a GenBank genome assembly. NCBI's taxonomy places the organism in Eukaryota, Metazoa, Chordata, Actinopteri, Salmoniformes, Salmonidae.